AUGGGACAAACGGCAUCCUCAACCCCGACCGCUCUGCCGGAGAUCGCUCUUCACGUGUUGAAGGUCUCGGAGAACUCGCCAGCCGAUGGUCUCCUUGAGCCCUUCUUCGAUUACCUCGUUGGCAUCCAGGACGGAUCGGGCAAGCAGCCUGGCCAGGAGGUCCCGACGCCAAGGGAGCUGCAGAACAUCCUCGAGCGGAAUCAGGGAAGGGAGAUUUCUCUCUUUGUGUACAACGCCAAGACGCAGAGGGUCCGAGAAGUCAGUCUCACCCCUACAUCUGACUGGGAGCCGACGGAUAAGUCCAAGGCCUCGCUCCUUGGAACCAGUGUUCGAGUCUGCAACCCUGCUCUUGCGCUCGAGAAUGUCUGGCACAUCCUCGAGGUUCUGGAGUCUAGCCCAGCCGAGAUGGCGGGGCUUGUGCCGUUCGGUGACUGGAUCUGCGGAUGGGCCGGAGGGCCGUUGCACGGCGAGAACAGCUUCUAUGACCUAGUGGAGGCGCACAUCGAUAAGCCCCUGCGAUUAUAUGUCUACUCGGCAGACCUUGAGUGA
Messenger RNA from Trichosporon asahii var. asahii CBS 2479, 549 nucleotides. RefSeq lists its product as uncharacterized. The record is from RefSeq and is a predicted model, not a curated record. The transcript is spliced from 4 exons. Gene Ontology annotation, cellular component: Golgi apparatus. Bases 1 to 549 code for a protein of 182 amino acids. Gene Ontology annotation, molecular function: protein binding. Gene Ontology annotation, biological process: Golgi organization. Lineage: Eukaryota; Fungi; Basidiomycota; Tremellomycetes; Trichosporonales; Trichosporonaceae.